GGCCCCGGCCCCGGGGUGGGGCCUCCUCCGCUGACGUCCUGCUCGCACUGCGCCUGCGCGGGCCGAGGGCUGUGGCUCCGGCUCGUGGUAGGCACCGUCCGCCCCUCCGCGCUGACUGUGUGGAUCGCGCAAAACUCAGCGGACAGACGCGGCUGAGAAAUGGAGAGGAAAAUGAAACAUUAACAGUGGCAGCUAUGCGGCACAUCCUAAGAGAACUAUGGCAACAUCAGAUGACUGCCCCGGAAGUGAAUUGCAGGAGGGAGCAGAGGCCGUGGCGUGCCGAGAGGAGGAGCCUCUCCCACUCCUGGAGGGCCUGCGCCCCGAGGAGUUCGUGGCCAUCGCGGACUACGCUGCCACCGACGAGACGCAGCUCAGUUUUCUGAGAGGAGAGAAAAUUCUCAUCCUGAGACAAACGACUGCCGACUGGUGGUGGGGCGAGCGCGCCGGCUGCUGCGGGUACAUCCCCGCAAACCACCUGGGGAAGCAUCUGGAGGAGUGUGACCCCGAAGACACGUGGCAGGACGAGGAGUAUUUCGGCAGCUACGGAACCCUGAAGCUUCACUUGGAGAUGCUGACAGACCAGCCGCGAACAACUAAGUACCACCACGUGAUCCUGCAGAACAGAGAGUCCCUCCGUGGCAAGGUGAUCCUGGACGUGGGCUGCGGGACCGGCAUCAUCAGCCUCUUCUGUGCGCACUACGCACAGCCCAAAGCGGUGUAUGCGGUGGAGGCCAGCGAGAUGGCCCAGCACACAGGGCAGCUGGUCAUGCAGAAUGGCUUCGCUGACGUCAUCACGGUGUUCCAGCAGAAGGUUGAGGAGGUGGUGCUGCCCGAGAAGGUGGACGUGCUGGUGUCCGAGUGGAUGGGGACUUGCCUGCUGUUUGAGUUCAUGAUCGAGUCCAUCCUGUACGCCCGGGACGCGUGGCUGAAGGAGGAUGGGGUCAUCUGGCCGACCACGGCCGCACUGCACCUCGUGCCCUGCAGUGCGGACAAGGAUUACCGCAGCAAGGUUCUCUUCUGGGACAACGCCUACGAGUUCAACCUCAGCGCCCUCAAAUCUUUAGCAAUUAAGGAGUUUUUCUCGAAGCCCAAGUAUAACCACAUUUUGAAACCAGAAGACUGUCUGUCGGAACCGUGCACCAUAUUACAGCUGGACAUGAGGACAGUGCAGGUUGCAGAUCUAGAGACAAUGAAAGGUGAGCUGUGCUUCGAUAUCAAGAAAGCCGGCACUCUGCACGGAUUCACAGCCUGGUUUAGCGUCCGUUUCCAGAACCUGGAGGAAGGUGCACCCCAGCUGGUGCUGAGCACGGGACCGUUCCACCCCACCACCCACUGGAAGCAGGUGUUGUUCAUGAUGGACGAGCCCGUCCCCGUUUGUACUGGGGACGUGGUCACAGGCUCGGUGGUGCUGCAGCGGAACCCAGUAUGGAGGAGGCACAUGUCCGUUGCCCUGCGCUGGUCCGUCACCUCCAGGCAUGACCCCACGUCACAGAAGGUUGGAGAGAAGGUCUUCCCGAUCUGGAGAUGACGCAGACGUUGUUUGGGAAACUGUGAGUGUGAGCGUCCUGGAGGGACAACGUGCGUGAAAGGAGUCAUACUUAGAUGCGAAUGCCCAUCCCGCCCGUCCCGCUCUGCCUGGCAGGUGGCAGCUCCCUUCCCUGCAGGCUCCACACACUGACGCGCACGGGUUGCCCUCGCCACUGUCACUGCCCGUGUCUGUCCUCUAGAAGUAGGCUGUGUUUCCAGGUGUCCCUAGUGGUGUCCACAGUGCCGACCCGUGAUCGGUUGGGGGCACGGUGUGCCUAAGCUCGGUCUAGUUCCCCACCCAUAGGGCACACACGUCACCCCUGUACUCCUGUGAAGUGACCGUUGUGCAUCGUGUUAGUGGUGUCUUACUGCCCUCGGCUCAGAUCGUGGGUCGCACAGAGCCGUGCGUGACCAGAGGACGCAGUACAUGUGCUGGGGUCGCGCAUGAGGCAGUGCAGCUGCCGAGACGUCUUCCAGGUGAUCCCGUCGGCACACAGUGCAUCUCAAUAAAUCCUUUUAAAUGGG
Messenger RNA from Rhinolophus ferrumequinum (greater horseshoe bat), 2052 nucleotides. It is a transcript of the gene PRMT2, whose product is annotated as protein arginine methyltransferase 2. Gene Ontology annotation, cellular component: nucleus. Bases 218 to 1528 code for a protein of 436 amino acids. Gene Ontology annotation, biological process: peptidyl-arginine methylation. The record is from RefSeq and is a predicted model, not a curated record. The transcript has 11 exons. Gene Ontology annotation, molecular function: protein binding; protein-arginine N-methyltransferase activity. NCBI's taxonomy places the organism in Eukaryota, Metazoa, Chordata, Mammalia, Chiroptera, Rhinolophidae.